This is a messenger RNA of Chenopodium quinoa (quinoa), 456 nucleotides long. RefSeq lists its product as uncharacterized. The transcript has 4 exons. The coding region runs from base 31 to 456 and encodes 141 amino acids. Lineage: Eukaryota; Viridiplantae; Streptophyta; Magnoliopsida; Caryophyllales; Amaranthaceae. The record is from RefSeq and is a predicted model, not a curated record.
ACCUUCUCAUUUUCUUUUAAAAAAAAAGAAAUGGAAAGUGGAUGGGUGAAGAAUGCAACAGCUUCAACAUCUCCAGAUAAAGAACAACCUCUCAUUAGAUCAGUAAUUUCUCUGAAAAACAAAAAACGCUUAAGAGAAUUCGAAAUGGUUGAAGACUGUUUCAUCUUAGAUUUUGAUCCUUAUGAAUCAUACCCUCUUAGACACCUACUUGAGAUAGCUUUAAGAGACUUUCCGCAUUCAAGGUACCAGUGCGCUCGAUAUCCAUUCUCAAAGACACCCCAUAAGACCCAUUGUAAGCUGUGUCACUGUUAUGUUUGUGAUAUAGCUGCUCCUUGUGCUGAAUGGUCCGACCACUGCGAUGCAGAUCAUGGACCUUAUAGCGAUUGGUUGUAUCUACGGAGAAAAAAGAGGGGACAAGACUAUGAGUCCGACUCAGACUUGGACUAUGUCGAAUGA